Arabidopsis thaliana (thale cress) is the source of this 2010-nucleotide messenger RNA. RefSeq names its product LOW protein: L-type lectin-domain receptor kinase-like protein. Gene Ontology annotation, molecular function: protein kinase activity; protein serine/threonine kinase activity; ATP binding. The record is from RefSeq and is marked reviewed. Lineage: Eukaryota; Viridiplantae; Streptophyta; Magnoliopsida; Brassicales; Brassicaceae. Bases 1 to 2010 code for a protein of 669 amino acids. The transcript is spliced from 2 exons. Gene Ontology annotation, cellular component: plasma membrane. Gene Ontology annotation, biological process: cell surface receptor protein serine/threonine kinase signaling pathway; response to other organism; defense response.
AUGGCUCAAAGAUUUUAUCUUCUUCUUCUCCUCUUGAUCUUCUUAGUUAAUCUGAUUUGCUUUUCAAGUCAACAAGACUUAAGUUUCGUCUUCAAUGGCUUUAACCAAGACCAAGCUGGUGAUGAACUUCUCCUUGAUGGCUUUGCAAGAAUCCAAUCUCCAGAAAGAGUUUUGCAGCUAACCGAUGGCACGACUCAGCAAAAGGGUCAUGCCUUCUUCAACCGACCAUUCGAUUUCGGUUCAGCUUCAUCUCAGUCUCUCUCCUUCUUUACUCAAUUCGUUUGCGCUCUUGUCCCUAAGCCAGGAUUUUAUGGUGGUCACGGGAUUGCUUUUGUGCUAUCAUCUGCACAUAAUCUCAAAAAAGCAUAUGCAAGUAGUUACUUAGGACUUUUCAACAGAUCAACUAACGGAUCUCCUUCUUCUCACGUUUUAGCUGUCGAGCUUGAUACGGUCCAAAGCGCAGAGACUGAUGACAUGGAUAACAACCAUGUCGGUAUAGACGAAAACAGAAUCCAAUCUGUCGUUUCUGCUUCAGCUUCCUAUUAUUCCGACAGAGAAGGGAAAAACAUAAGCUUAAUACUCUUGAGUGGAGAUCCUAUUCAGGUAUGGGUCGAUUAUGAAGAUACUCUACUUAAUGUUACUUUAGCACCUCUAAGAAAUCAGAAACCAAGUAAGCCUCUUUUGUCAAGAACCAUCAACCUCACCGCAAUCUUCCCGGAUCGAAAAGCUUUUGUCGGGUUUUCGGCUGCAACUGGAUCAUCGAUUAGUAACCAAUACAUCUUAGGGUGGAGUUUCAGCAGAAGCAGACGAUUAUUAAAGAGCCUUGACAUCUCUGAACUUUCCACAGUUCCUCUUUUCACGGAACAGAAGAGAAAAAGAUCUCCUCUGCUUAUUGUUCUUUUGGUUAUACUCACCCUCGUAGUGAUCGGGGGUCUUGGAGGAUAUUAUCUGUACAGAAGAAAGAAGUAUGCAGAAGUUAGAGAGCCAUGGGAAAAAGAAUAUGGUCCGCUUCGUUAUUCCUAUGAAUCUUUGUACAAAGCAACAAAAGGGUUUAACAAAGACGGACGUCUUGGAAAAGGCGGUUUUGGAGAAGUGUAUAAAGGAAGUCUGCCUCUAGUAGGAGAUAUAGCUGUGAAGAGACUAUCACACAAUGCAGAGCAAGGCAUGAAACAGUUUGUGGCUGAAGUUGUGACAAUGGGGAGCUUACAGCACAAGAAUUUAGUACCUCUUCUCGGGUAUUGCAGGAGAAAAGGCGAGUUAUUGCUGGUCUCUAAGUACAUGGAAGGAGGUAGCGUCGAUCAAUACUUGUUUAAUGGCGAUAAACCACCUCUCUCUUGGUCUCAAAGACUCGCAAUACUGAGAGAUAUUGCAUCUGCACUCUGUUACCUGCAUACAGGAGCCAGUCAAGUUGUUUUACACAGAGAUAUCAAAGCUUCUAAUGUCAUGUUUGAUGAUCAUGGAGCUAACCUCUCUGCAACAGCAGCUGUAGGAACCAUAGGUUACAUGGCUCUGGAGUUAAUAUCAACAGGAACUUCCACAAAAACCGAUGUGUAUGCAUUUGGUGCAUUCAUGCUUGAAGUAACAUGUGGUAGGAGACCAUUUGAUCCUGAGAUGCCAGUAGAGAAACGACAUCUGGUCAAAUGGGUUUGUGAAUGCUGGAGGAAACAUUCUCUAGUUGACGCUAUAGAUACACGGUUGAGAGAUAAAUUUACACUCGGGGAAGUCGAAAUGGUUCUGAAGCUCGGUUUGCUCUGUACAAGCAUUAUACCAGAAUCAAGACCUAACAUGGAAAAAGUGAUGCAAUACAUAAACAGAGACCAAGCAUUGCCUGAUUUCUCUCCAGAUACUCCCGGAAUCGGAGUUUCCACUCCGAUGGUAAUGGGAAUACCUGGUUUGGCAAUCACUUCCACUUCAGUAACCUCAUCAGCAUCAGUACCAUUAGUCUCUCCUCCCUCUACCAACAACUCAAUGUUCAUCUCUCACACCAUCUUAAAUGGUGAUGGAAGAUGA